This is a messenger RNA of Pocillopora meandrina, 2125 nucleotides long. The record is from the annotation of a GenBank genome assembly. Lineage: Eukaryota; Metazoa; Cnidaria; Anthozoa; Scleractinia; Pocilloporidae.
CACUUUGGAAAGCAUACAUUUUGCAGUUUCCAGCAAGAGAAGCAAAACAAUUCACGAUGGCAUUGCGUUCAGCUGGAAGAUUAACAAAGUCAAUAUUUUCAAAAAGCGUUUUACCUCGCGCUGUUUUGGGCCAGAGACUUUCCCUCAACUCAAGCGCGUCGCCAGGAGAUCGUAUAUGGUCUUGUAGUAAAGAAACUGAUCGAAGCCAAAUUGGCUUGGAGUGUUUAAAAGAUAUGGUGAUCGAUGGAGAUUUACAACUGUUUGACGUACGAGAACCUCACGAACUUGUUUCACUUGGGAAAAUACCGAAGUCUGUUAAUAUUCCAUGUAAGUUGUAAAUAACGUAACAUGCCUAUUUUUUUCUCUUCAGGAGUACAGCAAAAGUUGUAUUAUUUUUCUUGUUGAUUUCCUCCAAGUUAAAGAAAUAUCGGCGUAUUCUCUACUCAAAUGAGAAUUAGACUUAAGGCUCUGAAAAGUAAGCUUUUUUCUUCGUAAAGAAACAACUUCCAAAUAAUGUUGUACUUAUUCCCUUCAGUCUCUAAUUGUUUUUCAAUCGAUUUCACACCGCCAUGUAUUAUUCACAAUGACUGUAAUUUGACUUUCAGUGACAGAAAUUGUCGAGGCCUUUAGCAUGAGUCCAUCAGAUUUCGAGAAAAAAUACGGUGUCAGAAAACCAGAUGUUAAAGACGAAAAUCUCAUCUUCCAUUGUCAAACUGGUCGGCGAGCAGGGAAGGCCGUGGAAAGUGUCAAAGGACUGGGGUUUGAAAAGUACGUUCGUUGUGGAAUAACUUACGAAUAAGUGUAUGUAUACCUGCGACCUAUACAGGUGCACCUGGCUAAAGCAGUUACUCAUGGUAACCUGGGUCAGAGUGGGCUAAAAGGAAGAUUUCAUCAUUUCCUUUUACCCUCCACUCCAAUCCGCUCUUCUAUCGUCCACUCUAGACUCCCUCGGUAACCCUUCCGUCAGCGGAAAUUGUUAUCUGCAUAGCGCUAGAUCUGUUAGAACACGCAGCUGUCACGCGAUCGCUAAUGGAGUUGUCACGAAAUAGCCUACGCUAUCCAUACAUUCCUCUCAAAGGAGAAAUGUUUCUCCUUGGAGGGGAAGGGUAGGACUACACGUAAAGUAUCACGAAACAGUGCAUUUUUACUGUUGUCUCUUAACUAUCCUAUAUAUUUCUGCAUAUGACCGCAGUUAUUGUCGUUUUUUAGGGCCAGUCGUCUGGUUGGAGGAUGGUCUGAACUGGACUUCCAUAUCAAAAGGAAGCCUCACAAUACCCCGCGCGAAAUCACAUUCGAACGUUGAUGACAGAUGUGCAGUUCGAACAAAUAAAUAUCCCCACUGGGGAAGGAACUGAAUUGUCGCCCUCAAACCAGUGAUGUUUUAUAUUUAUAAUCUAAUUUAAACGUCGUUUAAAUCUUUCUUGUAAUAUUUAGUCAUCUUUAGUUGAUAAAUUCAUUUUCACUUCUAAUAUUUUAACUUGUGACCAAUACGCAUUUAAUGUAUGGUCCCUAGGGAAACAGUUGGAGUCCUGAUGUUUCCCGAGACGAAGUCCAGGGAGACAUCAGGACUCGAGGGAAAACAACAUUAACUAGUUUCCCGAAGGACUAUACACAAAGCGCUUUGUUAUAUAUUUAGACUUUCCCUUAAACAAUCAUAUGGCAAAGAUAUGCUGUUAUAUUCGACGCGCGGGCAACAACUGCGCAUAUUGUAUCCCGGUCGGGAUACAUUUGAAUUUGAUCAGGGGCACAUGAACAAGAAUUAACCAAUCACAGUGCUCGUUUUGUUGAGUGAAAGUCUAGGUAUAUAAAAAUGAUUUAUAUUUCAUAUUUCACCGAUGAAAAAAAGAAGUGUCCUAUUUUUUUAACUUAUCAUGAGCUUAUUGUACUGAAAAUAUUUUAUUUAUUGUUAUUGUUAUUUCCCAAAUUUUGUCUGCAAAUUGUAACAUUUUUUAAUGGAUUUGUCACUGUAAAUAACUCUGUUAUCUACAUUGGUAAUGUCAUUUGCUGAACUCUAUGGAACCCCAGGUAGAACUCAUUAUGUCAGAGAAAGUCACAUAGCUCUGGGAAAAGUGGCCAGGCAAUUGAGUUAGUUCACCUGGGUCUCUAGAUGAUGACAUAUUUUGAG